UCCUCCUCCUCCUCCUCCAUCACGCCCUUGUAGGGGGGAUGCGCGGCUGGUGCCCUGCCUCUGCCGCCGCUCUACCGGAGCCCGAUGUCAGCGCCGGCGAAGCGGCUCCCUCCGCCUGCUGCUCGGGAAAAUGAAGCGACACCCUCCGUUCUCCUGCUGCUGCUGCUGCUGCUGCCGCCGGCGGGGGUGUUAGAGGGAAGGGCGGCGUGGAGCGCUGCGCACACCGCAAGCCCCAUCCCGCUCUGCACCUGAGCGAGGCACGGACGGACGGACUGCGAUCCGGGGGCUGUUGCUGCUCUAGGGCCAUUCCGAUUAGACUGCCGGAGGGCAUCGGCGCUGCUGCUGUGGGUGUCCUCAUAACCCCUCCUGCUAGAGGCGAGUGCCUCCCCCUUCUCCCUGCAGAAGGGAGGUUGGCUUGGUGCUGCUACUGCUUCUACCUCCUCCUUGUCCGCCUCCUGGCAAGGGGCUGAAGCUUCCUUGGCCCCCCCGUGGUGCAGGGGAGUGCGGUGAAGAAGACGGGCUCCGGGAGGCUAUGGGGGACUUUCCCUUUGGGCUUGCUCCCUAGGCAAGACCUCCCUUUCUCCUAAAAAGGGUUGUGAUUCCCCCCCGCUGCUCUCCCACAUGCCUGUAGACUUAUAGCGUUUAAAAUCCUGCUGAGAGGCGCCUAGGGCCACCUGGAUUUGUGGAAACACCUGGGAUCUACAAGGAGAAAGGCAGAAAGCCAGACAAGUAAAAGGAGUGUUAGCGUUGCUUGACUGGCCAGGCUGCACUUGCAGCUUUGUGACAGGAGUGAAGAAAAUCCUUUUUCGAAUUGGCCUGCUUAAACAACUUGCAUUUUCACGUCUUCAUUGGUCAUCAUGGGGGAGCAACCCAUCUACAGCACCCGAGCUCAUGUCUUCCAGAUUGAUCCUAAUACGAAGAAGAACUGGGUUCCCACCAGCAAGCAUGCUGUUACUGUAUCCUACUUCUAUGACAGCACAAGAAAUGUCUAUAGGAUAAUCAGCUUGGAUGGCUCAAAGGCAAUAAUAAAUAGUACCAUCACGCCCAACAUGACAUUCACAAAAACAUCACAGAAGUUUGGCCAGUGGGCAGAUAGCAGAGCAAAUACUGUGUAUGGCUUGGGAUUUUCCUCUGAACAUCAUCUUUCAAAGUUUGCAGAGAAAUUUCAGGAAUUUAAGGAAGCCGCAAGACUAGCUAAAGAGAAAUCUCAAGAAAAGAUGGAAUUAACAAGUACACCCUCACAGGAAUCUGCAGGAGGUGAUAUUCAAUCCCCUCUUACGCCUGAGAGCAUUAAUGGGACAGAUGAUGAAAGAACAACUCCAGAAGUGACCCAAAACUCAGAACCAAGGGCUGAACCCACCCAGAAUGCUUUGCCAUUUGCGCAUAGUUCGGCAAUCAGCAAGCACUGGGAGGCAGAACUCGCUACACUCAAGGGUAACAAUGCCAAGCUUACAGCGGCUCUGCUUGAGUCCACUGCCAAUGUGAAACAAUGGAAACAACAGCUUGCGGCAUAUCAGGAGGAAGCAGAACGUCUACAUAAACGGGUGACAGAGCUGGAGUGUGUUAGUAGUCAAGCAAAUGCAGUCCACACUCAUAAAACAGAACUAAAUCAGACAAUACAAGAAUUAGAAGCAACUUUGAAGAAAAAGGAGGAGGAAAUAGAAAAAUUGAGACAAGAAAUUGAUAAUGCCCGAGAGCUUCAGGCACAGAGAGACUCUCUAACACAGAAGCUACAAGAAGUGGAAAUUCGAAACAAAGACCUAGAAGGACAGCUCUCUGAUCUUGAACAACGUCUGGAGAAAAGUCAGAAUGAACAAGAAGCUUUUCGCAAUAACUUGAAAACGCUUUUAGAAAUUCUCGAUGGCAAAAUCUUUGAACUAACAGAACUGCGAGAUAACCUGGCCAAGCUAAUAGAAUGCAGCUAAAGCAAAUGGAAUCUCAGUGCCAAAACAUCUUAAAGAUGCACUGUCUCUCUUCAUAGGACUUUGUUGGGCUCUGCAUCAAAGUUGCACAAAAUUAGGGAAAAAAUGUUCCCCCAGGAGGGCCUAUUUUAAAUUUUCAGCAGCAUAUUUGUGUAAAAUUUUAGAAUUCAGCUUGUAGCUAGUUGAAAAAAAAUAAAAGAACUUGAAUUACAAAUUACCUCCUUGUAUAUAAUUGGCCAUAGGUAACUCGAAAGAUAUUAGCAGUAAUUGAAUGCAAUCCUUUUCUAAUUAUUAGCCAGUGAAAGAAUGAGAAGUGCCCCAGAUGACGUCCCUUUUAAAUGUUAGACACAAUGUAGAUGAUCUGCUUUUUUUCUCCUUUCUUUUUCCUUUUUGUUAAGGUACCUAACUGCUGUGUUUUGUGCAAGAACUUUGUGAUGAUAGCCCUUGUCUUUUGUUAUAAUCUUAAUAAUUUCUCAGGAUAUUUUGCACUGUUGAGAAACAGUGCAUUACCAAUUAAUUCUUGCCAGGAGUGAGAGAGAGUUGCAUCUUUAAUUCAAACCUAAUGAAUAACUGCUUGUAUAGAGUUCUUCCCUUUUUUAUACUGGAAGAUACGGUAUUUAUUUACAAUGUUCACUCUGGUGUUCUAUAAUAUUGUCCAGUGUAUGGUUUACUUUCCCCUAUUUUAAGUCCAUGUAUGUAGAAGUUCUGUAUCCCAUUUUGUCAUACAUCUUCAAGCCAAUCAAUGAAGACAGGUGAGUACCUCCAUGUAUUUUAAAAUUUGGUAUAUACAGAUAAGGAUCAAACCAGUCAUUAAAUAUCACACAGGUUUAAUGUUUAUUGUUACUUAAAAUAUUUUACUAUUUUUUAGUGAAAUAUCAUUGAUAAUGAUCAGUGCAGCUUAUUAUAGUGGCUAUAUAGCUAUUGCCAGGGCAUUCCCUUUAGGUUGACCUAGCUCAACCAAGAGAAUUUUUUUAAAAAGAAACUAUAUAAUCAUAGAACAUUGAAAUAGAGAUUUUGUUUUCUCUGUUAGACCUUCACAUCUCAUCUUUAUCAAAAACCACACCAGGCAAUAUUCUGAACUUCAAAACAGGAAUUGAAUUCAGUUAUCCUCAGUGAACAGGUUUUUAAGUUGUUUUGAUGUAAUUUACAAAGACUUUUGCCAAACAUAUAUUUCUUUAUAUACUAUUUUUAUUUUAAGGUAAAAAAAUUGAAAGGUAAGCCAAGUGUCACAUGUCUGCUAAUUGAAUGGGAACUGCAUUUUGGGACAGUCUUGCUGAAAAUUGUCUAAUAUGGGAGAGGAUUUAAAAAAAAAAGAAUGAAAAA
Heteronotia binoei (common prickly gecko) is the source of this 3245-nucleotide messenger RNA. RefSeq names its product homer scaffold protein 1 (gene HOMER1). Gene Ontology annotation, cellular component: cytoplasm; plasma membrane; postsynaptic density. The transcript is spliced from 9 exons. Bases 858 to 1925 code for a protein of 355 amino acids. The record is from RefSeq and is a predicted model, not a curated record. Gene Ontology annotation, molecular function: G protein-coupled glutamate receptor binding. Gene Ontology annotation, biological process: regulation of store-operated calcium entry; G protein-coupled glutamate receptor signaling pathway. Lineage: Eukaryota; Metazoa; Chordata; Lepidosauria; Squamata; Gekkonidae.